CUUUCCCUGAGCUGGUACGUAGCACCUCGAACAUCAUUCUUUUUGAUCGCUCCUCCAGCCCGUGCCUCCGGUCCGUCCUCAGACUCGCCCUCCCCUGCAGUCCAACCCAUCAAAUCUCCUUGUCUGACUCGUCGCCCUGGCCCCAGGGAGACCAGCGCGCCCCCGGAGCGCUUCUCUCAAUCUCCGGCCUUCCGAUCGGGGAAGCGACGUAAUCGACGGCCGGCUUUUGCGCCUCGCCUGAGCUACCCUUGUCUCUCUGGUCUGGUCUGGUCUGGUCUGGUCUCGCCUCCUCAUCUAAAGGGCUCCCCCGUCCUCUCGCUCCAGCCCGUCUCGCGAUUCAUCUCGCGUGUCCCUAUGUGGAAGAUCCAGUCACCGCUGCCGCUUUUCUAAUUCUGCCGUCGACCUCAUCUCGUCGGUAAACUCGCAGCCGCCGCCGCCGCCGCCGCCGACGUAGCCGCCCGCCUUGCCGUCCUCGCCGUCACCGUUUGGCGCGCACCUCGAGGGUCUGACGCGACCAACGGCGGCAAUCUCUCUCGCCUCUACCUCGCCUUGCCCUUUAAUUCCCGCUGCCUUUGGUUGGUUCGUCACCUAGCGGCUGCUCUGCCGGCCAGAGCACGGCAGUCAGUCGACCGAUCUCACCAAUGUUGCAUUAACCUUUCUCAUCCGUCACACGGCUCGGCACGGCACGGACGUCAUUUCUCGAGCAGCGGCGAACAUCAGGCUUGCCCUGCACACCGACCGCUCGGGCGCUCACAACCCUCACUCUGGCAGCAAGCCGUCUUGUGUGUUCGUCCGCUUCUUGCAACGCCAUGGCUGCGCCAGCCGUCGAACGCUCGCGAUCUCAGUCGAGCCCCGACAUUUUUGGAUUGCCAUUAUUUGACGCCGACUCUCCUGCAAGUGCCCCGGCGACCUCUCAUGGCUCCCUCGCCAUGGACUGGAAGGGCUGGGGUGACUUGCCAGCGUUUGAGGUGCCCUCGUUCAACACCGAUUUCCAUCUGGAUACCACAGUCUUCACCAAUAGCAAGGUGAGCCAAUCUGCGUCGGAUGCUGAGCCACAACCAACGCCUCGGGCCGGGCCAGUGGUGUCACAGCCGGCAUCAAGAGCAGCGCCUAAGGACCAGACCAAAGAGCAGGCCACCACAAAGCAACCGCCGAAGCCCGCCGCUUUGUCACGAUCCAAGACUGGCUCGCUGAUUCACCGACCGCGCUCAUGGCUUUCGUCUAGUUCCAAGUCGUCGAGGAAGUCAGCAAAAGAAGACCGCCAGAGCGACCAGCUCACGACCAAAACCGACCCUGUGCCACCCAAGCCGACGCCAUCCGAGGCAACGCCACAACCGCGACCGCAGCUGCGCGGGCUUCCUAGUUCCUCAACGUUUGCCAGCUUUUCGAAGUGGUCAUGGACAGCUUCGUCCCGCUCGCCAUCUCCCAAGCAUGCACCUGAGCAGCCUCAGCCUCCAACCAAGCCAGCAGCGACACCUACCGCCCCCACCAAGGUGGCCACGGUAUUGCCAGAGCGCCUUCAACUCAUCACGGACACCGGGCUCAAGCACCUCGAGGUGUCUGAACCUUUGAAACCACCUGCGCCAAAACAGGCCGCCCGGACCAACAACUCAUACUUGGCAAAGAUCAAACAGAAGCCUCCGCUGCUCAUGAACAAGCCACCCGAGCCUCUGGGCUACAACCACAGUUGCGCGUCUUCGUCAACCACGCUUGGAGGGAACCGUGCGUCAAACAGCGACAAGUCGAGUGUUUCACAGUCAACCUGCAGCGACGGAAACACCAACACUCCCAUCACUGACGACUCGUCAAACGACAUGACGCCCCAUCUACGAGACCCGCUAUGGUCCUCAUUCAAGACGCUCGAGGUGGAGAUCAAGGGCCACGGCGCCAAGAAUGUCGCGCAGCGUGUUGGCCAGGUGAAGAGCAUGCUUUUGCCGUUUUUGCGCAGUACCAUGGAUCACAACUCGACCAAAGGGCUGAGCCUGGAGGACGUGGACCGGCGGGCGACUGUGCUGAACAAGUGGUGGGUCUCAAUCCUGGAGUUGCUCGACGACAGGGGACAAAAUCCCGUUCCAGGCGUGGAUCGUCCGAUCCUUCUCGAAGCUGCGACCCUUCUCAUGAUGAGGUCCGAGUGGCGGCUGGCGACAUCCAGCUUCAUGCCCCUCGCUGAGCGAUCGCCCUCUGAACGCGUCCGAUCGCGGUCCUGGACAAACGCUUCUGGAUCGACCGAAGACUCGCAGCAGUCGGCUAUGUUGGCCGAAUCGGCCGAACACAAUGUCCGAACAAUGUUUGUGACAAACCUCGUGAAGCAAAUGGGCUAUGUUGUGGACAGGAUGUCGAUGCGCCAUGCGCCGCUAAGCUUGGUCAACUUCUCAGGCAAGGCGUGCGCUUAUGCCUUCUUUUUCGCUCCCGGUGUGGCCGACAUUCUGGUCCGGCUCUGGGGACUCACGCCGGAACUCAUUCGAAGGACAGCGGAUGAGCUCGGGCUGCCUCGGAAGGACACUGGCGAGAGUGGGGACAUCACAGCGCUCUUCCCUCCGAAGCUGGGCACCUUUGGUUGGCGAUCAGCCAGAACGACUUGGAACACACUCAAGCAGAUACCAAGGAUGUCUCUGCUCGUGGCCAGGAUCGCCUGGACCGGACCGUGGGUAUCGAGAUGGAAGGGCCGAGACACCGACCUCUUCUUCAUCUUUUGCAAAUAUUUUCACGUCUUGUCUAAUCAGUUCAUACCGCCUGGACUGCCACUGGUGGAAAAGGCGCGGUCGCCGGCGUUCGUCUUGGUGCACUCGCAGCUGCUCUCGAUCCUCGAUAACACGGUCCACCGUCAAACAGCAAUCGAACACGCCUAUGGCCCGCCUUUGAUUGACCAAGUGAACGGAGCGGACGCAACGGCUCUCGCCAUGCCGUUGCCACCAACCAAUCUCAUGAAGGGCAUGUCGGAGAACCGGCUGGUGAUUCUACUCCGAGACGUGCUCACCGACGAUGCGCCCGAGUUGGGUGAUGCGCGAAACACCUUUGCGGAGACGUUUGCCGCGCUUAUGAAGGGUGCGACCUGUCGAACGUCGCAGUUUGAUAGUGCGGCUUGCUUCACUCUGUGCGACUUCCUGGAAGAGGCCCUCAUGAUUUUCCACGAGGCCGAGUCCCGUGGUGUGUCUGCACGCUAUGUCGACUGGGGUUUUUGGCUUGACGUGUGCAAGCGCAUCAUGGAUUCCCUGAACACGAUGUCCGAGGUUCGCAUGCUAUCUUUCUUGUUUACGGUAUGGGACGCAAUAACCAAGGACCCACGACGGAAAGCGACGCUCUGCCUCGAUUGGCUCCUCACCGAGGACACCUUCAACACAUUCUUCAACAACUGGUGCCCAAUGGUUCGCGCCUACUAUCACCGCCUCUUGUGCUGGAGGAUCUGUCGCGACGAUGGCAACGCUAGCGAGACGGAUCUAAAGAUUAUGUCUGCCGUGGCUGCCCGGCUCAAGACCGUUUGGUCGCACUACCUCUACCUUAAGCGGACUGCAGAGGAGUCUGGUCGCGUCCCACUGUCCACCGUCCCCAUGUGCCCUGCUCUGGGCAAGAAGUUCAUGAUUAUCCGCCAGGAAGCGGGCCCACCUCAGGCAGGCCUAUUCAUGGGGUUCGAUACGUUCGCGCGCACCAACAGCAAUGAAUCCUCGUCUUGGGCUGGGUUCCCCGAUAUGGGGCUUGGCAGAGGUGACUCAAAGAAGCGCUGGUCCCUCUUGGGCAAGGUGCUUUCCAUGACUGCCGGCAACGGGAUGGACCCGACAUCACCGUCAGAUACAUCGACGAGAAGUUCGCUCCUCGAAAAUCAACCGCUUGGCGCGAGGCGGAACUCGGUCGAGACUCCAGGUCGGUCAGCAGGGCCGACGCCGAGCGGCGCGAGAGUGCAGGCACCGACGAGUGAGCCCGACACCGAGUCGCCGUCGGACGCGGAGGAGCAAAAGUACGUGUUUAGGUUUAUUCUGGGAUGGAUGCAGCACCAUAAUGUGGGCCGCGACCUCACACGCCCGAAGCUCCCUGCGCCCGCGCAGGCACACAUCAACGCGAGAGCUCGGAACAGCAGCGCCCCAUCGCCAACACCUACAACCUUGGCACGUGUGCGUCGCGUAUCUGACACUCGACCGGUCCGGCCGACGCAGAGGGAUAGGAGGAGCUCCGUCAACGCAUCCGUCGAAGAGUGGCUUAGGGGCACGCCGGCGGCGGUGGCGGCGCCGACGACAAAGAGUGGUUGGAGCGGCCCUUCGAGUGCCAGUAGCGAGAGGCGCAGAAGCUUGGCGGGAGAGUGGUCACCGGCGACGUCGGACCUGCUGGACUUGCAAGACUCCCCGCGCGAGCCCCUGACCAAGGCAGUGAAGCCUGUGGGCAUUUACGCCAGAAACGCCAUCUACUCGGGACGUGCGCUGGCGGAGUGGUCCCAGGUAGUUAAUGAGUGCAACAGUUUUAUCGACCGACGCAAGGAGGAGGGCGUCGGCCGGCUGGCGGACGUGGAGGUACCGCAGCUGGGUGUUGAGGGGUUCCGAAAAGCCGGCUAGAAGCUGGUGCGACGGCAAUGACGGGCGGAUGCAUGCGGAGGAGGCGAAAAGUACAGUACACAAGGAGAUGUUUGGAAAACAGUAUGAGAUAUCCCGCGGCUGGCACGCCGCACUGCGUUUGGCAUCUACCAUGUUUUUUUUUGUCCGUCCUACGGGAUGGGGCUGCUCGAGAAUUUGGAACCUAUUGCUUGCCACGUCGAGGCGUGGGAGAUGUGGCAAUAAUUGGCUGCAUUCGAGACGGGACACGUUGAUUAGGGACAGAGGGAAUCGGAGGAAACCGAGGGGACAGAUGCAUGUCCCCGCCACUCGUUGGCUGAUAGCGGCAGAGGCUGCGCGGAGUGGCGGAAUACAGAAAACGCACCGGUGUCGUAAGCAGGCACAUGAUGCACUCGCUCACUUUUGAAUCUGGGAAAACAAGGUGAUAUUGAUGGUCUGUAUGCUGAGCGACAGGAGCUCUGCAUGCCUAUCCAACGGGCCAUGAUCUUUUGCUCCGGGCUCUGAACAAAGAGAGUGCGAUGACGACUAGUCCACUGCUAACGAAGAGACGCUUGAACACCCCCCUUUCCAAUGUGCAAUCGGCCGUUCCCUCAUGUACUCAGUGCGGCCAUGAGCUGGGCCUUGUAGGCGGCCUGCCUCCCCUCGAGGGCGGCGACGCGGGCAAGCACAUCGGGGCGGUAGAAGGGGUUGCGGUCCGGGUAGUAACCCUCGAACUGGGGCUUCCCGUCGGCGAGGGCGACGAAGCGGCGGCGGGUGCGCGUGAAGAUGUGCACGUCGGGGUCGAUGUGGUCGGGGCGGUCGAGGGUGCCGACGCGGAGGUAGGCGAGGCAGGGGCCGGCGUCGGCGUAGUGGUUCCAGAGGCCCGUGUGGCAGCGCGGGCAGCAGGCGAUGGUCUGGCCGAUGUGCGAGGCGGUGGGCACGGUGACGAGGUGGGGGUUGUUGUCGGUGGUGGUGGUGGUGGUGGUGGUGGUGAUGGGCUCUGGCGAUGUCUUUGCGUUGUCUGCUUGAUGCUCGCCGCCCGUGUGUGUGCUCGCAGGAGCGGCGGCAGCAGCAGCAGUAGAAGAGCCGUGGCAGGGCGUGGCGAGGGUGAGAGAGAGAUACGAACUCGCUUGAGUAGGUAGCGAUGGGGAUGGAGUUUGUUGAAAGGAGGAAAAGGCGUGAAGAAUAAUUCACGGUGGGCUUGUACGCAUUCACGCAGACGGUGUUAGAAGAGGGGAGGAUGCAGACGAAAAGGGCGUGCGGCGUGAAUGGGUGGUGGUGGUGGUGGCACGGGCAGCGGAG
Messenger RNA from Purpureocillium takamizusanense, 5819 nucleotides. RefSeq lists its product as uncharacterized. NCBI's taxonomy places the organism in Eukaryota, Fungi, Ascomycota, Sordariomycetes, Hypocreales, Ophiocordycipitaceae. The record is from RefSeq and is a predicted model, not a curated record. The transcript is spliced from 2 exons. The coding region runs from base 810 to 4541 and encodes 1243 amino acids.